Molecule: messenger RNA, 2949 nt
Organism: Lagopus leucura (white-tailed ptarmigan)
Lineage: Eukaryota; Metazoa; Chordata; Aves; Galliformes; Phasianidae
Gene: CDADC1
Product: cytidine and dCMP deaminase domain containing 1
Exons: 9
Coding region: 1-1485 (494 amino acids)
Biological process (GO): dUMP biosynthetic process; dTMP biosynthetic process
Cellular component (GO): cytoplasm
Molecular function (GO): zinc ion binding; dCMP deaminase activity
Source: RefSeq, a predicted model, not a curated record
AUGCACGGCGCGGACGAGGAGGAGGAGGCGGCGGCGGGGAGGGGGCCGCGAAUGAGCGCGGCGAGCACGCAGACCGACAGCAUGGCUGGCCAAAUACCCAGGCUUUCUAAGGUCAAUCUUUUUACUUUGUUCAGUCUCUGGAUGGAGCUCUUUCCUUCUGCCGAACAACAGAAGAAAUCACAGGUAAAGAAGAGCGGUCUGGUUGUGGUGAAAAACAUGACCAUUAUUGGUCUUCACUGUUCCAGUCCAGACCUGCAUGCUGGUCAGAUCGCGCUCAUUAAACAUGGAUCGAGACUUAAAAACUGUGAUCUUUACUUUUCCAGAAAACCGUGUUCAACUUGCUUAAAAAUGAUUGUAAACGCUGGAGUGAACAGGAUUUCUUACUGGCCUGCAGAUCCUGAAAUCAGCUUGCAGAAUGAGGCAUCCAAUCCUGUGAUGACCAGUGAUGCAAAGCUCGAUGCCAAAGCAGUAGAAAGGCUGAAGUCAAACAGCCGUGCUCGGGUGUGUGUGUUGCUUCAGCCCUUGGUGUGCUACAUGGUGCAGUUUAUUGAAGAAACUUCCACCAAGCUUGAUUUUAUUAAAAAAAUAGCCAAAUCCCAGCCUGACUUUAAUACUGACUUUUAUACUGCAUGUAGACAAGAAAGAAUUAAAGAAUAUGAAAGUUUAUUCCUGAUUUCAAAUGAGGAAACACACAAGCAAAUAUUGAUGACCAUAGGACUGGAGAACCUCUGUGAAAAUCCAUACUUCAGCAAUCUUAGGCAAAAUAUGAAAGAUCUGGUCUUGGUCUUGGCCACGGUGGCUGCCAGCGUCCCUGUCUUUGGUUGCUUUGGAUUUUACAGCAGUGAACCACAGCCAGCAAAUGAAACAUGCCAUCAGGGUUUGCCCCAAGAGAUUGCAAGGCACUGUAUGGUACAAGCCAGGCUGCUCGCCUACCGGACAGAGGAUCAUAAAACAGGAGUUGGAGCUAUUAUUUGGGCAGAAGAAAAAGCAAGAAGCUGUGAUGGAACAGGAGCAAUGUAUUUCGUAGGCUGCGGUUACAAUGCCUUUCCUGUUGGAUCUGAAUAUGCUGAUUUUCCACACAUGGAUGACAAACAAAAAGAUCGGGAAAUCAGGAAGUUCAGAUACAUCAUACAUGCUGAGCAGAACGCCUUGACAUUCAGGUGUCGAGAAAUAAAGCCAGACGAGAGAAGCAUGAUAUUUGUGACAAAAUGUCCUUGUGAUGAAUGUGUCCCUUUAAUUAAAGGGGCUGGUAUCAAGCAAAUCUAUGCAGGAGAUGUCGAUGCGGGAAAAAAGAAAGCAGAUAUUUCCUAUAUGAAGUUUGGUGAACUGGAGGGUGUAAGCAAAUUUACUUGGCAGUUAAAUCCAUGCCACCCUAAUGCCGUUGAGUUCCAUGAUCCCACAAUGAGGGAAAAUGGAGUUCAGAAGACAAAAUCGGUAGAUGAUCAGCAGCACCAGAACAAGAAACUGUGUCUUGGUCACUACUGAAUAAUCACUUAAGCACUCCUGCAUUCUUGCUCUGUGCUUUUUAUAACGCAGCCUGUUUGCACUUUCAAAUAACGAAGGAUUUUAUUUAUUGUUUGGAAAGUGAUUUUUAGAAUAACUUUAUUUAUGAUGCCUUGAAUGUUUUUCAGAAUUACUUGAAGGUCUUUUUAAUUUAGAAGUUCCUGGGGAAAAAAUGCUGCUUGUAUUUUCUAUGAAAGUAAUUGGGUGGCAAAUAAUUGUUAAUGCAUAAGAACAAAUGCAGAAAUUUGUUGCUGGUAGAUCAGAGGAAUAAAAAAAUGUUAUCUCUUUGCUCGGUGUAGAGAUUGAGGGAAUGAUUUCUAAGUUCUGGGUUCACAGAAUGCAGAAAUAAGCUGUGGUUCAAGUAGAGUGCUCAAAGGAAUCUCCAAGAAAACGGUAGAUAAGUAACUGGCCCAGUUCCUCAAAGUGGCUUUUGCUUCUCAGUCUGUAUAAUGGAGACACUGCCACUGGGACAUAAUGGUUGUUGGAGAAGUGAUUUGGAGAUUGUUUGUCUCUCAUAUAUAAUUUCUUCCAACUACCAUGGCAGCACAGCUGUUUUCUUCUGUGGUACUUGCAUUGCUGGGGUGUGUUCUUUGUGCUGCCUCAAGCACAUCCCAUCUGAAUUAACCUACACCUUUGCUUCCAUCCUUAAAACCCUGGAAGAAGAACUGUGUCCUAAGAUUCUGCUUAGUUUCAAUUUGUUCUUUGCAGGCUUUGGAUAGCAAAGCUGUGAUGGGACAGCAUGCAAAGCAGUACUAACACAGCAUUAGCUGCAGGGAGACUGUUCUCACGCAGUCUGGUCCUGCAGUUUAAGGUAGGUUCUUGAACUGCAGCAAGGAGCUGACAUUCCUUACGGCUCAUCAGAUAACUUCAUAUCAGAACUGGGAUGCUUGUAUCCUCUUACACCAUGAGAAUCUGCUCUUACUUAAGCUGGAGGAAGGCUUUCUCUCAGUUUAGUGAAACUGAACACAGCCUCGGGUAAGGUGAGAGGUGUGUGCAGUCAGCAGCAGAAAUCUUGCCAGGCAAGUGGCUGAUCCACCAUCACUGCUGUCCUUUCCCAGGGCCAGGAUGAAAACAUGACCCUGUUUGUCAACCAAGGGAAGGAUGGUGAAAUCCACUUUUUGCAUCACACCUCAAAAAUAUGCACAGUAGCUCAUGAGGAAGUGUCUGAUCUGCUGCUUCUUUGAACUGCCACCAGCUCGUGUGGUCCAGAGCACAGGACCUGAGAUCCUGGACCAGCAGGUCCAGCUGCAGGAGGUCUGUGCCUCUGUCAGACAGAGUCCAGCUUGGGCCUGGGGAGGAUGUUCCUGUUCUGGAUGUCAUGCAACCCUCGCAAACUGAUUUUCUUCCUCUCGUCAAGUUUCAUGGCUUGUAACUUCCACUCGAGUUUAAAACUGGAUAUUGGUGCUUCGUAAGCAAGACUGUCAUUAUAAUCUGUUCUAAAUCAAA